Molecule: messenger RNA, 555 nt
Organism: Paramuricea clavata
Lineage: Eukaryota; Metazoa; Cnidaria; Anthozoa; Malacalcyonacea; Plexauridae
Source: the annotation of a GenBank genome assembly
AUGUCUAGCGAACAAGCCGAGCACGAGGCUACGCACAACGAGUGUGAUACGCACACAGCUGCCGCCGAUACCGAGCCACAACUUAUCUCGGUGCUUACGGCCAUGCAAGCUAGCAUGGAUAGACAAAAUAUGUUCCUUGAACGUAUAUUUAACGAAAAGCAGGCCGCUGAGAAACGGCCUCGUGCUAUUGAUCACGUCGAUGUAGACGAGGCCGAAAAUGGCGAACAAUCUGCUCCAAAGCGAGCCAAAACCGCCCCAAAGUCUGGGCUAGAUUCUGACGGCAAUUACCGUCCAUGUAUAGCUCAGCAAAGUUCUGACCACGAUACAGAAGUGUGCGAAGAUCCUCCCGAGGCAGAGCACGAUAAAAAUGCCGAUGCAUUGAGUUUGUUCGGAGGGCCAGAAUUCGCGGACGAGAUUGAUGACCUCGAUAAUGACAAUCUCCUCUCAAAUAUUGCACUAAAUUUAUCAUCUACAGAGCAAACUGGCCCUCCAAUUCCAGAGCAUCUUGCCAAAACUAUAUACCAAAACUAUAUAACCUUGAUAUUACAAAACUAA